CCGACUUCGUUAGAGCAAUGUACCGACCGGCAAUCCAGCAAUUAGUUUAAAUGACAUAACACAUAUCAAGAGGCGCCAUAAACGCAUUACCAUUCAUAUAUUGAAUACAGCCAGUCAGAACACACCUGCCGGAUUACGCGUUUACAAAGAAGUCUACACUAAAUCUGAAAAAAGAAAAAUAAUAGUGUUUCUCUUCAAAAGACCAAAGACAGACGUUACAUAAUAAUACAAAUAUGGCCAAGGAUAAGAAGUCUUGCGGAGACGUCAUUGACGAGUGGCAAGAGUUCGUGUGGAAUUCACGGACGCAUGAGUUUCUGGGCAGGACGGCGAGCAGCUGGGGCAUGAUCCUACUAUUCUACCUGGUUUUCUACAUCUUUCUGGGGGGGAUGUUCACUCUCACCAUGUACGUCAUGCUGCAGACGCUGGACGACUACAAGCCCACCUACCAGGACAGACUGGCCAUACCAGGUAUGAUGAUCUGGCCCCGGGGGUACUUUCUGGAGAUUGAGUACAGUCUGCUUCAUCCAGAGAGCUGGGAGAAUUACGUGCAUUCCCUGGACUACUUCCUCUCCUCCUAUGACAACACGCAGCAGGCACGCACCAACGUGGAAUGCCCACCGGACCGAUACUUCCUGCAGGAGGACAGCGGGGAGGUGCGCAACAACCCCAAACGCUCCUGCCAGUUCAACCGCACCUCCCUGCAAGCCUGCUCCGGCAUCACCGACCGUCACUACGGCUACGACGCGGGCAAGCCCUGCAUCCUCAUCAAACUGAACCGGGUCAUUGGGUUAUUGCCAUCCAAGGACGGCCAGUCACCUUACAUCACAUGUGCAGCUAAGGCGGACGACUCAGCGCACAUUGGAGAGCUGGAGUACUUCCCACCAAACGGAACCCUCAACCUCAUGUACUUCCCUUACUACGGAAAGAAGGCCCAGGUGAACUACUCUCAGCCCCUGGUGGCCAUCAAGUUCCGCAACAUCACCCUGAACACAGACGUGAACGUGGAGUGCAAGAUCAACGCCGACCACAUGGAGACGUACGGCGAAGCCAGAGACAAGUUCGCCGGACGAGUGUCUUUCAAACUGAGGAUCAACGCUUAAUACUGACCUCAGCUACCUUUCUCACAAACGUGCACGAGCUUGUGCACGUGUGCACGCACACAGACAGGCACACACACACACACACACACACACACACACACAGGCACA
Molecule: messenger RNA, 1208 nt
Organism: Anguilla anguilla (European eel)
Lineage: Eukaryota; Metazoa; Chordata; Actinopteri; Anguilliformes; Anguillidae
Product: sodium/potassium-transporting ATPase subunit beta-2-like
Exons: 7
Coding region: 234-1100 (288 amino acids)
Biological process (GO): intracellular sodium ion homeostasis; potassium ion import across plasma membrane; intracellular potassium ion homeostasis
Cellular component (GO): sodium:potassium-exchanging ATPase complex
Molecular function (GO): ATPase activator activity
Source: RefSeq, a predicted model, not a curated record